UUCUCAUUGAGAUUGAUAUUUGAUAAUGACGCUCACAUGCAUUAUUUAAUCAAUUAAAGGGAAUGAAUUAUUGAAAAUCCAUUUCAUGCAGCAUGAUCUCAAACCUGAAAUGGAUAAUGGCACAUCAUAGAUUUGUACGUUUUUAUGUUCUUCAUCUCCUUCUAAUCAACGUGAUUUAUUCAAAGGUUUCCUCCGUCAGAGGCGGUGAGGAUGAAUACAUCUCAGCCGUCGGUGAUCCGGGGAUGAAAAGGGAUGAGCUGAGAUUGGCAAUAGAGGCAUGGAAUCAAUGCAAUGAGGUUGGAGAAGAUGUUGCCAAAAUGGGAAGCCCCAGGGCUGCUGAUUGCUUUGAUCUAUAUAAAGAUUCACCAUUUCAGCCACAAGUCCCAUACAUGUUAGUCCAUAAAGUGACAGAGGAGGAUAACAAGCUAGGAAUUGGUCGUUCGUUUCCUGGUUUGAGACAAGAAGCAAUGUCCAACCCAGACCUUUAUGCUUCACAGAAAGAACUCUACUUAGGCUACAAAUGUCAAGUGGAGGACAUACCAAGACCAUGGCAGUUCUGGAUGAUCAUGCUAAAGAAUGGCAAUAUGGACACCAAAGCAGCAAAGUGCCCCAAAAACGGCCGAAAAUCAAAGCCAUUUGGGCCUGAUAAAAACUUCCCUUGCUUUGGCAAAGGCUGCAUGAAUCAACCUCUGAUUUAUCACAACUACACAAGUUCAGAAGGGACUAAUAGAACAAUGCUCAAAGGAAGCUUUUACGGAACAUGGGAUUUGAAUUCCAGUUUCGGAAAAACUAGAAAGAACUCGUUUUAUUCUGUGAAGUGGGAAAAAGAAGUUGGAAAGGGAAGUUGGACUUUCCACCAUUUUCUAAGGACCUCUACAAAAUAUCCAUGGUUGAUGCUCUAUCUAAGGGCAGACGCCACAACCGGAUUCUCGGGUGGGUACCACUAUCCAACUAGAGGCAUGUUAAAAAUUAUCCCAAAAUCGCCAAACUUCAAGGUGAGAUUCACCCUGGACGUGAUCAAGGGAGGAGGUCCAAAUAGCCAAUUCUAUUUGCUGGACAUUGGGAGCUGUUGGAAGAACAAUGGCAAGCCAUGUGACGGAGAUGUAACAUCAGACGUCACACGGUACAAUGAAAUGAUACUAAAUCCAGAAACACCAUCAAAGUGCAAUGCCGCUAACCUAAAGAUGUGUCCUCCAUAUCACACAUUCCCCAACGGAACCAGAGUUCACCGAAGCAACACAGCCCAUUUUCCCUAUGGGGCAUAUCACAUGUAUUGCUCACCGGGGAACGGGGAGAAUAUCGAGAUCCCUUAUGUUCCUUGUGAUCCAUACAGUAAUCCUCAGCCUCAGGAGAUUUUGCAGCUUCUGCCUCAUCCAGUUUGGGGUGACUAUGGUUACCCUACCAAGAAAGGCGAGGGGUGGAUCGGAGAUUCAAGAACAUGGGACCUUGAUGUUGGUGGACUAUCUCAUUCCCUUUACUUUUACCAGGAUCCAGGAACAGGACCAUCUAUAAGAGAAUGGACAUCAAUUGAUUUAGGAACAGAAAUAUUUAAAGAUCCUAACCAAGAGGCGGAGUGGACUGUUACUGACUUUGAUGUUCUUAUUACUCAGUAAACCGAGAGAAAUUAAAACUAUCCUCCAUGACUGCUAACUGUUAUAUACCAUGAUAAAGUAUUUCUUAAUUGAGGGUAAGACAUCAUAUAUUCAAUAUUCAGGGAAAAUAACAAAAAUGCUUUUCUUGUAUCAACAGUGUAUUUCAACGGAACAAGAGACUAUUUAUCUUGCUGUAAGGUUUACAAGUAUGAAUUAUCAUUUUUCUUUAUAAAAUAUUUCACUAUAAUUACAUGGGUGUUUUUUGUUUCGACUAGAUUGAUAUGGCUUGAUGCCUAUGGAGGUUAUCGUUGCAAUGCAAUAAAAGGGGAAAAUGUAAUCUAGUGGGAAAUAUAAGGGUAUUUGAAGUGAUGCAUCAUUGCACUAAAUACUAGCGAUGGUUUUGGAGAUGGGGGUAACCCUAAAAGCAACAACAUUGGGUAAGAAUCUUUAUCUGGUCAAGUUUGAAUCUUUUUUGUAUAACCUUGGAUUCUGGUAAAAUAGGAAUAAAUAAUAAACAAAAAACAGUGAAGAGUAUACAAUAAUAGCUUUGGAGAAUGGAAGUAACCCCAAAAGUUCAAACUAACAGCAAAUAGCACUCUAGCAAAAGCUAUUUAACUUCUAGGGCUGGAGCCAGCAGUGGCGUAUCCAGGAUUUUCGUUGAGAGGGGGCAAAAUAACAUUAUGAAGAUUAUUAUCAUAUGCAUUUCACAAAUAAUUGAUUAUAUUAUGAAAGUGAUAUUACAAAAAUGACUAUAAGUGUCAACUCUUAAAUAAAAAACACGACAUAUUUUACUUUUCAUUUCAUCUAAAAAAUAUUUCACGUAUCUUUUAAGAAAUAUUUUUUAUUGUUGACAUUAAAUCACAUUUAUAAUACAAGUAAGAUAUAUAUUAAUCAUAUAAUUUGUACAUUUAGAAAUUUUUAGUUUAAAGUGUCAGUAAUUUCUAUACUAAAUAAAAGAAAAGAUUAAGACUAGACCGACAGAGGUAUUCUGAAUGUAGUAAAAUUGGGGCAAGUUUAAAGUGUCAAAAUGAACCUAACAAAAAAAUGAAAGAAAAGAUUGAGCUACAACAACAAAAAUAUUCAAAACUAAGCAAACUAGGGAUAAGUUUUGAAAAGUAAAAUGACACUAACAAAAAUGAAAGGCCCUUAGGUCGGUGGGAAAUGAACCCACACUGUUUAUCUAGACUAUCAAGCCAUCCGCCGUUGUGCCAAUUUCGUAACUCAAUGCUAAAUGGAUGUUUAUGUUGGAAAUAUGAUGAUAUAAACAUUAUUUUGAGGGUCACUAUUUUGUGUCCUAAAGUAUGAUUGUAUUAAAUAUGGAGAGGAGGCUGAAAAUACAUCAAAGCACAACUUACAUAUUUGGAUUUAAAUUAUAAUUAGAAUCCAUAGUUGUAAAGAUUGUAAAGUGAUGUAUUAAAACAACGAAUUUAUUUGUUCCAUAUUAGAGGAUGAAUUAUCUUGUAUGAUUAUUUAUAAUCAUUGUAUGAUAAGGAACAUUGUUCAAGUAUCAUAUAAAGUGAUGUGACAUUCUAAUUUCGCUUGUAUGCCAGGUGAUGGAAUUGAUGUCGUAAUUCACGAGACUCUCUAAAUGUGUGAACAAUAAAAUAUGAUAGCUGAUAGGAUUUUUAAUUUGAAUUUAAAUUCAAAAUAAUUAUCCUAAAUGCUAUUAACGAGAUCAUUCAAAAUGGAUACGUUAUGCCGUUUACUCUCAUGGUUUAUUACGAUGUAUUUGAUUUCCGUUGAAACACUCCCUGCAUGGUUGUCCCUCAUUAAUGUUACGUAGUAUACUUUAUGUAUAUGCAUAUCAUUAUAAGGGCUGGUCAUCUUUUCAAAUGAAAGCAGCACCAUUCAUACGUAAGAGCAAAACACAAGUCUUGAUAGUGAUAUACGAACAUACCUUCUCUACCACUUUUUGACCUUGAAUUUCAUCCGUAUUUCUUUUGCUUUCCAAAAGAAUUCAUAAUUCUUGGUCUUAACUUUCAUACAUUGUUUUGAGUUAACUCUAUCCAUCGGCAAAUUUGGCAACGGUCGAAGGUUUCAGUCAAGGUAGCUAUAAGUCUGAAACGUGGUAGGAUUAUCCUGGGAGCGAGCUAGCCAGACCCGUCCGAAUAGCUAUCGGGAUACGGGGGCUAUCUUUCUUCAAGGCCAGUCCGUUUUUACGGGCGAUCCUGCGAUAAGUUUUCUUAUCCCUUUUCUUCAUUCAAUUUACUUUAUUCUAAUUAUUGUUAUUAUUAUUUCAUUCUUGCAUUUGGCGGUUUGUCUGGUGAUUUGUUUAAACUCGGGAUUUUUAUCUGGUUAAACUCGCAUUUUAAUAUCACUUUUCUAACAAUCUUGAAGAAAGAUAUUAUUUCUCGAGUUUUGGAAAAUCCAAAAAUGGCAAACUUGGAAAAUGCUGUUAACACUGAAACUGUUGGUUUAGAGCAUGUUUUUGUCGCCCCUGAAAAUGAUAAUUCUGUGUCUGUCACUAAUUCACAAGGCACACCUGAAUAUAUUGCUACGGGCUCGCACAGGGUGGAUUUAACCGGAAUGCCCGAAAAAUUUUCUGGGCAUUUUUUCAAGCGUUGGCAACAACGCAUGAAAAUUUGGUUAAUCACCAAGGGCUUGCUUUCAGUGAUUAUGACGGUGUGUCCUCCGGUUGUCGAAUCUGAUCCCAAAAGUCUUGAACGUCAUGGACUUUGGCUUGAGAGGGACGAAAUUGCAAAAGGCAUGAUUCUCAUGGGUUUAUCCGACAUGUUAUUUGAUGUCUAUUGUACCCUCCAUGGGACGGCCAAAGACCUUUGGGAUGAGUUAGAUAGAAAAUAUAAUACUGAUGACCACGGUCUUGAAAAAUAUAUUGUUUCUAAAUUCCUACGAUUUGACAUGAAAGAAGGAAAAUCGGUUUUAGAACAGACACAAGAAUUUGAGCUUAUCUUACAUUCUCUUCGUGAAGCAGACAUGGAAUUGCCUGAAAAAUUUAAAGUGAUGGCGGUCAUAGAAAAAUUUCCCAAAUCAUGGGAAGAUUUUGGUAUGACUUUAAAACAUAAAAUGGAAAAGAUCACUUGGAAAUCUUUGAUGCAUUCCAUUACGGUUGAGGAGGAACAUAAGAAAGCGGGUUAUAUUGCGCCUGUUGAAUUUCAACCGAAGGCUCAUGUUAUAACUGGGGGAAAGCAAGCACAUAACUCUAAAAAUAAGCAACCAUCAUCUUUUAAACCAAUAAAGGCCAAAUUAAAAAUUGCAAAGAAACCAAAGGCAAACCGACCAUGCUGGAACUGUGGACAGAUGGGGCAUUGGGCAAAAUUAUGUCCAAAUAAAAAGGCCAAGGCUCAAUCUGGGGGACCUCAAGUCAACAUGGUGACUGGAGGGAAUAGUUCUAAUGGCCUGCGGUUGGAAGAACAGUGAUGAUGGGGAACACAAGUGCUGCAAGUGUGCAAGGAAUUGGAAAAGUAGAAAUAAAAUUCCCUUCGGGAAAAAUUCUAUCUUUGCAUGGAGUGCACCACGUUCCCGAAAUUAGAAGGAACAUUGUUAGUGGUUCCAUUCUAGUUAGGGAGGGUUAUGAACUGUCUUUUAAAUUAAAUAAAGUUGUAAUUUUAUUUGGUGGAACUUUUAUUGGCAAGGGUUACUUGUCUGAUGGACUUUUUAAAGUUAUGGUUGAUUAUUUAGAAUUAAAUUAUGUAUCUGAGA
Messenger RNA from Cuscuta epithymum, 5252 nucleotides. Lineage: Eukaryota; Viridiplantae; Streptophyta; Magnoliopsida; Solanales; Convolvulaceae. The record is from the annotation of a GenBank genome assembly.